UGGCUGAUAUGGGACACUGCUCCAACACACAAUCAAACACCAUUAUAGAAAGCAUUAACAUAUUACAUCAAUUCUUUAUAGCAACAUGCCAAAGUCUAGUCGGGAAACUUUCAACUGAAUUGGAAGUCAAUUGCGAUGCUGAAAAAUAUUAUAACAUGUAUAAGCACGGAGAAGAUGUGCAAAAGGCAGUUCCUCAUCUUUGCGUUGACGUCAAAGUUAUCAGUGGAGACCCAACCCGUUCAGGUUGUAUCAAGGAAUGGAAUGUUAACAUUGAUGGUAAGACGAUUCGCUCAGUAGAGGAAACAACACACAAUGAUGAAACGAAAACGUUGCGUCACCGUGUAUUUGAAGGAGACAUGAUGAAGGAUUUCAAGAAGUUUGAUACGAUAAUGGUAGUCAAUCCAAAGCCGGAUGGAAAUGGAUGUGUUGUGACACGGUCAAUUGAGUAUGAGAAAACCAACGAGAAUUCUCCGACUCCCUUUGAUUAUCUACAAUUCGGCCAUCAGGCCAUUGAAGACAUGAACAAAUACUUACGCGAUUCUGAAUAACUGAUCGAUGCCACAUGAACCCAUUCGGUGUUGGUGUACGUGUACGUGUACCUAUGCACGUACAUAUUUUAUAUUUAUCAGUUGUGACUUGUGUGUAUUUUUUCGUUUCAGUGACUCCAUAUUAUGCCAGUGACCCAGUGUAUGGCUGUGAUUUGAUUUGUCACGUCCAUCUAUAAUAUAUAAAUAAUAACUCAUGUAUGUUCUACUAAAAUAAAUAAAUUUGGGAUAAGUCGUUUCGAAAAUGAUUUAUCCUUCGACCGAGCCAGAGAUAUAUUAA
Molecule: messenger RNA, 825 nt
Organism: Papaver somniferum (opium poppy)
Lineage: Eukaryota; Viridiplantae; Streptophyta; Magnoliopsida; Ranunculales; Papaveraceae
Product: major latex protein 149-like
Exons: 3
Coding region: 9-548 (179 amino acids)
Biological process (GO): defense response
Source: RefSeq, a predicted model, not a curated record